This is a messenger RNA of Myripristis murdjan (pinecone soldierfish), 1083 nucleotides long. RefSeq names its product wingless-type MMTV integration site family, member 8b (gene wnt8b). Gene Ontology annotation, molecular function: cytokine activity; frizzled binding. The record is from RefSeq and is a predicted model, not a curated record. The transcript is spliced from 6 exons. NCBI's taxonomy places the organism in Eukaryota, Metazoa, Chordata, Actinopteri, Holocentriformes, Holocentridae. The coding region runs from base 1 to 1083 and encodes 360 amino acids. Gene Ontology annotation, cellular component: extracellular region. Gene Ontology annotation, biological process: multicellular organism development; cell fate commitment; canonical Wnt signaling pathway.
AUGUUCAUGCAUUUGGAGGUUUUCUAUUAUAUUUUCAUUCUUCUGGCUCAUAUGAGGUCUUACUGCUGCUGGUCAGUGAAUAAUUUCUUGAUGACUGGACCCAAGGCGUACCUGAUCUACUCCAGCAGUGUGGCAGCAGGAGCUCAGAGUGGCAUAGAGGAGUGCAAAUACCAGUUUGCAUGGGACCGCUGGAACUGCCCAGAGAGAGCGCUCCAGCUGUCCACACACAGCAGCCUGCGCAGCGCAAAUCGGGAGACAGCGUUUGUCCAUGCUAUCAGCUCCGCUGGUGUGAUGUACACGCUGACCAGGAACUGCAGUCUUGGGGACUUUGACAACUGUGGCUGUGACGACACCAGGAACGGACAACGGGGUGGUCACGGAUGGCUCUGGGGGGGCUGCAGUGACAACGUCGGCUUUGGCGAGGCCAUCUCUAAACAGUUUGUUGAUGCCCUGGAGACCGGGCAGGACGCACGGGCAGCCAUGAAUCUCCAUAAUAACGAGGCUGGACGCAAGGCUGUGAAAGGGACCAUGCAGCGGACGUGUAAAUGUCACGGGGUCUCAGGGAGCUGCACCACUCAGACCUGCUGGCUGCAGCUCCCAGAAUUCAGGGAGGUUGGAAACUACCUGAAGGAGAAAUAUCACAGGGCUCUGAAGGUGGAUCUUCUGCGGGGAGCGGGGAACAGUGCAGCCAGCCGAGGGGCCAUCGCCGAGACCUUCAGCUCCAUCUCUCGCAAGGAGCUGGUCCAUCUGGAAGACUCCCCUGAUUACUGCCUAGAAAAUCGCACUCUUGGCUUGCCGGGCACAGAGGGCCGCGAAUGCCUCAAGAAAGGCAAGAACCUGAGCAAAUGGGAGAAGCGGAGUUGCAAAAGACUAUGCGGCGAAUGCGGGCUGGCUGUGGAGGAACGCAAGGCUGAGAUGGUGUCGAGCUGUAAUUGUAAAUUCCACUGGUGCUGCGCGGUGAAGUGCGAGCAGUGCCGAAAGACAGUGACCAAGUACUUCUGUGUGAAGAAAGGAGGCCAGCGGGGCAGGAAUGAGAGCGCUAGCAGCCGCAGGAAGAGCCUCAGACUGAGGAAGAAGCACUGA